UUCUCGCAGGUCUCUAAUCCCCGAGUCGUCGUCGCCACUCACUCGCCCAGACGACAGCCACCACCGCGAUGGCGCAGAUCAUCGACGGCAAGGCCAUCGCCGCCGACAUCCGCCGCGAGGUCGCGGCCGAGGUCGCCACGCUCUCAUCUGCCCACAACGUCGUGCCCGGGCUAGCGGUGGUGAUCGUGGGGAGCAGGAAGGACUCGCAGACGUACGUGAACAUGAAGCGCAAGGCCUGCGCCGAGGUCGGCAUCCGCUCCGUCGACGUCGACCUCCCCGAGGACAUCUCCGAGCUCGCGCUCGUCGCCGAGGUCCACCGCCUCAACGCCGACCCCGCCGUGCACGGCAUCCUUGUGCAGCUUCCAUUGCCUAAGCACAUCAAUGAAGAGAAGAUAUUGAGUGAGAUCAGCAUUGAGAAAGAUGUCGAUGGUUUCCAUCCUCUCAAUAUUGGCAAACUUGCAAUGAAAGGCAGGGAACCACUUUUUGUACCAUGUACACCAAAGGGAUGCAUGGAGCUCUUGUCACGGAGUGGAGUUACCGUUAAAGGGAAACGAGCAGUUGUGGUUGGCCGCAGCAAUAUAGUCGGGCUACCUGUAUCCCUUCUCCUUCUGAAGGCAGAUGCAACAGUAUCAAUUGUGCACUCACGGACCUCGAAUCCGGAAAGCAUUGUCCGCGAAGCUGACAUAGUCAUUGCAGCAGCUGGGCAGGCUAUGAUGAUCAAAGGGGACUGGAUCAAGCCAGGCGCUGCCGUUAUAGAUGUUGGGACGAACUCAGUCGACGACCCUACCAGGAAGUCUGGGUACCGGCUCGUCGGUGAUGUGGAUUUCGCAGAGGUGAGCAAGGUCGCCGGUUACCUGACGCCAGUCCCAGGAGGCGUCGGCCCAAUGACGGUGGCGAUGCUGCUGAAGAACACGGUGGACGGCGCAAAGCGGGGAAUAGUCGAGUAGGAGGCAUUUCAUCUCGCUCUCAUAUUCUGUACGAUCUGUAAUGCAAGGAUGGGAACUUAAAAAGGUUUUGUUAUCCCGUUUAAUAAAUGCAAUAAAAUGAUUACUGGCUUUGCUUC
Molecule: messenger RNA, 1063 nt
Organism: Setaria italica (foxtail millet)
Lineage: Eukaryota; Viridiplantae; Streptophyta; Magnoliopsida; Poales; Poaceae
Product: bifunctional protein FolD 2
Exons: 5
Coding region: 69-947 (292 amino acids)
Biological process (GO): tetrahydrofolate interconversion
Cellular component (GO): cytosol
Molecular function (GO): methenyltetrahydrofolate cyclohydrolase activity; methylenetetrahydrofolate dehydrogenase (NADP+) activity
Source: RefSeq, a predicted model, not a curated record